GAUGUUGAUCGGCUACAUUCGCCUUGGGUGGUCCGAAACCGAUACGAUGGCCCGUUUCGCUGUCGGCGCACUUCGCCUCCUCCUCCUCCUCCUGCCACUCUUCCUCGUCGACUCCCGCCUCGACCAUAUUGGGGUGUCGUCCGAUCAGGCGACGAACACGAUCAACGGCGAUGACGAGAUCGUGGGGACGAGAUGGGCGGUGCUCAUCGCGGGAUCCAAUGGCUAUUAUAACUAUCGUCAUCAGGCUGAUGUCUGUCAUGCAUAUCAAAUCUUGAGGAGGGGCGGGCUAAAAGAUGAGAACAUCGUUGUUUUCAUGUACGAUGAUAUUGCAAACAAUGAGGAAAAUCCUAUACCCGGAGUCAUAAUCAAUGAUCCCCAGGGUGAGAAUGUGUAUGCGGGAGUACCAAAGGUUUGCAUUUGCUUUGUUUAUGAAUGGGGUUAUCGUCCAUCAGUAUCAUCGACCAUUUAG
Messenger RNA from Musa acuminata AAA Group (dessert banana), 469 nucleotides. Its product is annotated as vacuolar-processing enzyme-like. Gene Ontology annotation, biological process: vacuolar protein processing. Gene Ontology annotation, molecular function: cysteine-type endopeptidase activity. Bases 2 to 469 code for a protein of 155 amino acids. Lineage: Eukaryota; Viridiplantae; Streptophyta; Magnoliopsida; Zingiberales; Musaceae. The record is from RefSeq and is a predicted model, not a curated record. The transcript has 2 exons.